AUGGGACAACUACCGUCAGCUCGAGUGACACCGGCACGACCCUUCCAGAAUUCCGGGCUAGAUUACGCCGGACCCAUUGCGUUAAAAACUUGGCGAGGGCGGGCGGCUCGUACCUAUAAGGGUUAUCUUCCAAUUUUUAUAUGUCUAGCAACCACCGCCAUCCACAUCGAGGUAGUAACAGACUACACUACGGCUGGCUUCAUCGCCGCCUACAAAAGGUUUACUGGCAGGAGAGGUGUAUGCCACACCCUUCAAAGCGACUGCGGAACGAACUUCUUAGGAGCUGAUGCUGAGCUGCGUCGCUUAUUUGAUUCCUCCCCCAAGGAAUUGCGAGAACUCGCUACCCUGCUCGCCAAUGACGGAACGGAAUGGAAAUUCAACCCUCCGUCGGCACCUCAUUUCGGAGGAAUAUGGGAGGCCGCAGUUAAAUCUACCAAGUUCCAUCUUCGGAGAGUCUUAGGAGAAACCGUUCUUACAUACGAGGAAAUGACGACAGUCAUUGUGCAGAUAGAAGCCGUUCUAAAUUCCAGACCAUUGUGUCCCCUUUCGGAGGACAUCAGUGACUACUCAGCCAUAACUCCAGGUCACUUCUUAAUAGGCGAAUCUCCCGCUAUCAUCCCGGAACCGAAUUUGGCCGCUGAGCCGACUUCACGACUGUCGCGAUGGCAACUUCUUAGACAAAAACUGGAUCAAUUCUGGACCCGGUGGUCCACAGAGUGCCUACAGCGAUACCAAGCCAUAUCUAAGUGGCAACACCCUUCUCAUGAAGUUAAGGAAGGAUCUUUAGUGCUGAUGAUUGACGAACGCUAUCCUCCCGGAAAAUGGCCUCUUGCGAGAGUCACAAAGUUGCACCCGGGGGUUGACGGACUAAUCAGAGUCGUUUCUUUGCAGACCGCCUCCUCCACCUACAAACGACCAAUAGCCAAAGUCUGUAUUCUGCCAGUUGAACGAGAAGGAGGGUUUUCGACGAACUAA
Vollenhovia emeryi is the source of this 975-nucleotide messenger RNA. RefSeq lists its product as uncharacterized. Bases 1 to 975 code for a protein of 324 amino acids. The transcript has a single exon. The record is from RefSeq and is a predicted model, not a curated record. Lineage: Eukaryota; Metazoa; Arthropoda; Insecta; Hymenoptera; Formicidae. Gene Ontology annotation, molecular function: nucleic acid binding. Gene Ontology annotation, biological process: DNA integration.